AACUAGUCUUAAAAGUUCGGGACAGAAGGCUACUCGUCGCAAACCUCGAAAUAUCGCCAUGGAGACAAGUUUAUGCACCCUCUGUAUGGCCGUUGUUCUGUCAUCGAUUACACAGUAUUCAGGUGCAAUAGGUCCGGUUAUCAAGUGCGAGCCUUGUGAUGCUGGAGUGCGGCUUCUGUGCAAGCCUUUACCCGAGGACUGCGCCGAAAGAGUUCGCGAGCCGGGUUGCGGUUGCUGUAUGACUUGCGCCCUGGUCCUUGGACAGCCAUGUGGGGUUUACACGGGAAGAUGCGGCUCUGGUAUGACCUGUCUACAUCAGCCCGGAGAGACCAAACCUCUCCAAGCUCUGCUAGAGGGACGUGGAAUGUGUGCAAACUCAACCAACAAAAGACCCGUCAGCACCAUACCUCCAAUUAAUGAGAUACCAGAGAGUGUUGGUGUUCAGGAGGAGCAGAGAAGCUUCACAGCCCCCCCAUUCCUCCAGACCCCUUCCAGCACUCGCUGGCCCCAGGGGGGGCCUAGACUGCUCCAGCAGCCCUCUAUCCUCAGCCCCGCCAAGGCUGACGUCCUCCGACGGGUGCAGCUGAAGAGAGCUCAGAGCUUCAAAAUGGAGGAAGUCCCUGGCAUUCUCAGCACAGACCAGAACUUCUCUGUGGAAUCCAAGCAGGAGCUGGAGUAUGGUCCGUGUCGGCGAGAGAUGGAGAGUGUUCUCAACGGCCUGAAGAUCACAGACAUACUGAACCCGCGAGGAUUCCGCAUACCAAACUGUGACAAGAAAGGCUUCUAUAAGAAAAAGCAGUGUCGUCCAUCCAAGGGCAGAAAGCGAGGGUUCUGCUGGUGUGUGGACAAGUAUGGCCAGCCACUGCCAGGCUUCGACGGCAAGGAGAAAGGAGACGCCCAAUGCUACAACUCAGAGAGCCAAUAGGACGGAAGCCCACAGAGAGGGAGAGGGAGAGAGGGAGGGAGAGAGGCGGAGAGGAACUGUAAACAGCCAGAGGAACAGCGGUUAUUGGGAGAGAGGUCAACCGUGGCUCUGACAGCAGAGCUGUGGAGGGCUGGCAUUGCUGUUUCUGGAGCUCCUAGGACCUUACUAGAGGCAGGGCAGGCGGAGCGGGGAGGUGAAGUUCAACUCCCUUAGUCGUGCACCUCUCUCCAUUGCUAACCGUGUGCAGCUGGACUCAGACACAAGAAGUUCAACCAGCCUGGUGCAUCUCUGAGAAGUGCGGACAUUUCUGGAUUUUUCUAUCGCGAACUUGAUUGCACAGGGGUCAACCCUGAGCCCACCCCCCCAGAGACUCUGUCAGGGAGAGAUAGGCGUUGACGCACAAUUAAAUGGCACUAUACACGUGUGUGUUUGUGACAUGGUACUGUAAUCGAAUCCUUGUAAGCUUGUGAUUCUGACUGUGUGUGGUGUGCUAGAAUUGUAUCUGUGUCGUAUAUUCUCUGCAUAUCUGUAUGAGAGACAUUAAGUGCGUACAGGCACUUUAUUAACCAUAUCAUGGGCACAGACAGUAUGCAUGGUACAGUACAGUGUCCCCAUGGUAACCCAUGCCAUGUUUCUCUAUGCCAGUGCAUGCAACAGCUUUGAAUCCAUUCAGCGUUUCACUGCAUGCUCACUUCCUCCUCCUCAGGACCCUUUGAGAAAGGGAGUUGAAAUUCAAGGCAGAUUUUUCAUAUGCAGCUCAUACACAAUGCAUUAUUAUUAUUAUUAUUUUUGUUGGAUUCGGCUGCAUCGAAAGAAGGCCACAAUCGUUAUGGGCCUUAUUGUGUUUCUAGUGUUUAUUUUAUUGUUUGUUUUUAAGCUGUUCCAUUUGCAUAAGCUGGUAUGUGGGAUAAAGGAGACAAGCCUUCUCAUCUCACAUUUCUGUGUAGGUUUUUUGUUUGUAUUAACUACGCAGUGAGACCUUUUCAUUAUUUAGCUGUGCCUGUUGGCAAAAUUAAGUGUGCGUGUAUAACGCAACUGUAUGAUGCAAAUGUAUUUUACCUCUCAAAAGUCUAUUUUUAAGUAAUAAAGGCAAUAUAACCUGUUUUUCGUCCGGGCCCGCCCGCGGGACCGAAACACUGCCCCCUACUCCCCCUGUUACUACGCACUAAAUGUUAAUAAAUAUAUUUUUUUGACUACUACACAUGUUAUACAUCAUUGGAAAGCUACGAUUCUUGUGCUUGUAGAUAUGUAAACCAUUUCAAGAUCGAGUCACAACAACAAGUUUAGUCAACGUCUUUGUCCAGUCACUACUUUGGUGUUGUUUACAAAGCCAAACGUCUCUACUUACCCUCAAAGGUUCCGUGUCGUCCAGGUAUGCAAACAACACAUCAAAACUUGAUCUGCUUACAUUCCCAAGGGUUCAAAGUAUCUAACCAUGUAAAGUAAUUCGUCCAAAUACAAUGUUUUACGUUCAUGAAUAGCCAUUAUCCUUUGUUUCAUUAUGCAAGUUAGCCGACGGAAGAAACAACUUGUUCACAUAAA
Molecule: messenger RNA, 2467 nt
Organism: Osmerus eperlanus (European smelt)
Lineage: Eukaryota; Metazoa; Chordata; Actinopteri; Osmeriformes; Osmeridae
Product: insulin-like growth factor-binding protein 3
Exons: 4
Coding region: 59-925 (288 amino acids)
Biological process (GO): regulation of insulin-like growth factor receptor signaling pathway
Cellular component (GO): extracellular region
Molecular function (GO): insulin-like growth factor I binding; fibronectin binding; insulin-like growth factor II binding
Source: RefSeq, a predicted model, not a curated record